Dentiscutata erythropus is the source of this 337-nucleotide messenger RNA. NCBI's taxonomy places the organism in Eukaryota, Fungi, Glomeromycota, Glomeromycetes, Diversisporales, Gigasporaceae. The record is from the annotation of a GenBank genome assembly.
AUGUCUAAAACAAGACCAUUUUUUGUUAAAAAUUAUAUUGAAGAUAUCCAUUCAUCACCAUUAGUAAUAGCAGCAAUUCUUGAAAUAUAUGAAAAGAUAGUUUUUACAACUGAAGAAGAAUUAAUAGUCAUAAAAAAUUUAAUUACAAAUAAUAUAAAUAACUAUCCUGAUCCUACUUGGCGCACUAGAUAUUCGCAUUUAAAAAUAUAUGACAAUGAUCAUUAUAAAAGUGCAAGCAUAAUAACCAAACAACAUUAUCUCGAUAUUGUAUUUAGAAUUCUGGUUCAAAGAAAUUUAGAUCUAGAGUUGAAUAAAUUAAUUGGAAACAUCUUUGAUG